Patella vulgata (common limpet) is the source of this 1723-nucleotide messenger RNA. RefSeq lists its product as uncharacterized. Gene Ontology annotation, biological process: response to reactive oxygen species. Bases 562 to 1575 code for a protein of 337 amino acids. The transcript is spliced from 7 exons. The record is from RefSeq and is a predicted model, not a curated record. Gene Ontology annotation, molecular function: RNA ligase (ATP) activity. NCBI's taxonomy places the organism in Eukaryota, Metazoa, Mollusca, Gastropoda, Patellidae.
AUAAACCCGACACAUACCACAGAGUAAAAAUACACCAGGGAUCGAAACCACGAUCCGAAGCCAGGGGUGACCGGCCAGCGCGAGCUCGAAGCAUGACACUCUAGACCACUAGGCCAUCCCGCCCCUAAGAUGGCGGUUAACACACCCGGAGAAUUUACAGUGCAGCUACCAAUGCGUGUAGUCUCGGUUGUCUUGAUUGGGUUCAUUUCGAGGCUGGAUACAUCUGUCUAUGAGGGACCCGCUUUAUGAAGAUUUUCAACGUAAAGAUUGUGAAACAUUUUAUAGUUACUUAUGUUUUUUUACCGUUAUUAUGUAAAGUGAUUAUGGAUAUGAAGUAAAGCUCAAGGACCCAAAGGAUAGAUUUAUUAUAACCAAGUUAAAACAUAUGGGAUAGAUCUCGAACGAUAAAAUAAUAUUUAAUUCCACGUUGCUCUGCAGUCUGGUCGAAUGAUAUUGAUAAACAAACUGAAAGUAGAACAUUUUGAUUUAGAUAUUUAGUGAGAAGACAAAUUCUGUAGAAAGAUGAUGUGAAUAGCUUGUGCCUGCUAAUGACUAUUAAAUAUGGAGAAAUUGAAAUCUGUACAACAAAAAAUUCCUUGUAUUUUUGAAAUCUCUGUGAUAAAUGAACCUUCUGAUAAAAGGUCGAAUCAGCCAUAUAAGGUGGUGGCUGGGGAAAAACUCAAUCCUAAAAUCAAAGAUUUAACAGAACUGAAUGAUGUACUUGCUACAGAAAAACUAGAUGGAACUUGUGUCCUUAUUGAUGAGUUUAAUGGUAAGCCAUGGUUGUGGGCAAGAUAUGACAGGAAACCAACUAAGGGUGCCGAGAAAAGAUUCAGAAAAUUCCAAAAUCAGCAACAGUCUUGUGAGAACAGAUCUGAAAUCAUGGAACGUAAAUUUGAAUGGGAUUUUUCAAAAGACUUUAAGGAUAUACCAGAUCAUUGGAAACCUGCAUCUGGAGUUGAUGUACAGGAUGGCCAUGUUUUACCGGAUUCUAUUGGACAUACUCCAGGAUGGGUGCCAGUCGAUGUUAAAUCUAGACAACAUUGUUGGCAUCUGACUUCAGUUGAUUUACAACAAGGCUUAGCUGUUGUAUUAAGGGAGACGGAUGAUAACAAGGAGCUGGUUAUAGACUGUGUAUUAUUAGAAACAUUGUUAGGACAUACAGCAGAAUUAAUUGGCACCAUGGUUAAUGGCAAUCCAUAUGGUAUAGGAAGUAAACAAUGUCCUGUACAUAUAUUAGUUAUACAUGGAUCUAUACCUAUAUAUAAUCUACCUAGUAUAACUAGAUCUAAUAUACAAGAAUGGUUCCUGAAUAAUGACAAUAGUAAACUAGAAGGUAUUGUCUGGCAUUUUCCUACAGGACAAUUAUAUAAGUUACAUCGUAAUCAUCUUGGUUUAGAAUGGCCGAUUGGUGAUUUGGUUUUAUCAAAACGACCCGUAUCUGUGAGCCACAAUUUCUCCAAAUACGAAUUCACUGAUGAUAAAAAGACACAAUUUUAUUUCUUCUCGAAUAUUGUAGGACAUCGAUGUGAAAUGUUAAAAGAAAUACAUGAUGAGAUUAUCCAGAAAACAUAAUUUGAUUUUCAGCAAUAACAUUACUGACAUUUCAUCAAAUGGUUAUGAAUUACUGUUCUGUUGUUUCUAGUUGUAAUAUUUAAAGGUGAUGUUCUAUAUACUGACAAAAGACAGAAAAUGAUGUCAACUACUUGGAUCAGCAGCUGCC